GUUUGUUUAUUCUCAGAACUAUCCUGAUGUCAGUCAACGAAGCAAUUGUUGUGCUGGCGUGACACCCGCGCAAAGGUCCGAAUAUGUCCGGUUUUGUGCAAGGGAUCAGUGAGAGCGCGCCAAUUGGGCAAAUGUUUCCAUGUUGCUCCAAGGGCGCGUGUGCACGAGUUUCCCCGCUCCUCUUGCAUUUGAACAAGAAGCACUCUCACCCGAUUGCAUCUUCUGUAGCUGGACCAGGACCAGUCAACACUUUCAAGUCGACGGAUCAAUAGUCUUCGCCAUGGAUGAGCAGCCUGUAAGACGACCCUACAGAGGCUCAUGUCAUUGCGGUGCGACGCAGUACAUCGUCUUCCUCUCGUUUCCACACGCCCAACCUCCCGCGCGGGUCCCUAGGGCCGACGCACGAACGCAUCAAGACUUUUACAGAUGCAACUGCACCACCUGCCACAAAGCCGGAAUAUUUCACAUGCGCCUCGCCUCGGCCCCGGAGGAUUUUCUCCUCCUGAAGCCCCUAGACCCGUACAACGACCUAGGCGACUACACAGUCUAUGAGAAAGACCUACACUUUCUCUUUUGCAAGAGCUGCGGAAUGCGAUGCUUUACGUUUAUGGGCAAGGGCGAGGUGGCAGACGUGGAUCUACCGGCCCUGGGAAUCGGUGCCGGGACCGACUCCGGGGUGGAGGAGGGGGAGACCCGCGGCAAAGACGGGUCGACGGCGGCGGCGGCGGCGGCGGGCGAGAAGAACAUGACAAAGGUGUGGAGACCGAAGAAGGAUGGGUGGGUGGAGGGCAAGAAGUUCGGAAGCUAUUUGAGUGUCAACGGAUAUUCCGUCGACGCCGGCCAAGAUGGAUUUGAUCUACGCGAGAUAACGGAAAAGAAAUGGGUUGGGUAUUGUGAUUGGCUUGAGUUGCAUUCCGAAGGGUCUCAAGGGACUCGACAUGAUCGGCCCUGGGAAGGCGGCGCUUAUUGAGUUGGUGAUGUUGGUUGACCUGGUUCGACUGGGCCGGUUAGUCAAAUCCCGGACUGAUAGGGGAAUGAAGCGAACGCGUUAGGGUGGAGAUGAGCUGAAUGCCAGGCUGGUUGGAACCUGGCAUAUCUUGGUUACGCCGGUGGGAGGGGGUUCGUCGGGAUAUGGAUUCCCCUCGCAAUCCAUAAAAGGAUUCCGGCCCCUGAUACGUCUGCCGAUUCUGACUUGCUCCUUUUACACCUUCGUAGUAGCAUUUCGUAACAAAUGUGCCGAUAGCUCUGAUAUCCAAGAUUAUUAGCACUAUAAUAAUGCACUAUUGACAUCCUUG
Messenger RNA from Colletotrichum phormii, 1295 nucleotides. RefSeq lists its product as uncharacterized. The transcript has a single exon. Lineage: Eukaryota; Fungi; Ascomycota; Sordariomycetes; Glomerellales; Glomerellaceae. The record is from RefSeq and is a predicted model, not a curated record. Gene Ontology annotation, molecular function: carbon-sulfur lyase activity. The coding region runs from base 140 to 970 and encodes 276 amino acids.